Leishmania mexicana MHOM/GT/2001/U1103 is the source of this 1110-nucleotide messenger RNA. RefSeq lists its product as hypothetical. The record is from RefSeq and is a predicted model, not a curated record. The coding region runs from base 1 to 1110 and encodes 369 amino acids. NCBI's taxonomy places the organism in Eukaryota, Euglenozoa, Kinetoplastea, Trypanosomatida, Trypanosomatidae. The transcript has a single exon.
AUGGAGCGCAAUCCGGCGCAUCCGUUUGACGCCACGACGAAGCUCCCUGUGCGCCAAAAGGAGGUCACGUUUGACUCUCUCUGCGUGAACGCCGAAGACCGCUUUGCGGAAGGUCUGUCCAGCAAGUCAGAGGAGCGGCGCGGCUUCCGCCCCAAUACAAAGCUGUACGCCACUAACGCAGCGCGCACGCGGGGUCGUACAGGCGGCGCCUCAGAGUUAGGCUUCGCGGAAUCCCUGCCUACCCUGAAUGAGGUGAUCGGUGAGGAAAAAAUAUCUCACAUUGGCCGCCCUCGUCCACGCCAGCUGCGCGCGCCUGAAGGCAACACAGAUGCCAUCCCUAUCGCCCGCGUCAAAGCGAAGAGCAACUUGGCCCGUCCAGUUCACGCAACGUCGACAUCGAUCCCAUCAACGCGGAGUUUGUGGGUGGAAGGCAGCUCUGUGCUCAACCAAGACGUCGGUCUUGCCUCUGCGGCUCUCACUCAUCUUUCCGACUGUGUCGCACAAGAACGUCGUCUCAAGGUGGAGUGGGAGGCGGCGUGUUUGGCGAAGAUACGCGCGCUGCGCGCCGUUGUAAAAGUGUUCAUGCAGUCCUUUAUCGACCGCGGCUCAUGCGCGAGGUCCACGAGCGUUUCCGGUAAAGUGAUGUCCGACACCCUGGCGGUGGCGCGCUGCUCCGUCAUAACAAACACACUCGUCGGUACGGUGCAGAACUUUAUGCGUGCCUUUCGUUCACGUCGACUGUGUGCUGCACGCGGUCCUGUGUCCGGGCCCCAACUGUUCCCCAACAUCGCGGGGCAGGAGAGUACUGGAUUCACCAUGAGCUUGUACUCGAGCGCGCCUGGCGGGGAAGAGUCGUCGGUCAACGAAUCGUACGUCUCGACGAAUCACAGUGUAAGUGACUACCUAGAGGAGGAGGAAGUGAGCCGUAUCAAGCAGCUCUACUUUGACUACUUUGACUGCGAGGCCGUUAGCAUCAGCUCUGCCGUAGCAUCCGGGAGCGACAUGUCGAUCUUGGCUUAUAGUACUACCACAUCCAUAUCACGGCCGUCCAGCCCCGUCUCCAGAGGAGACCACAGCAGCUUCUCUCACUGCGCCUCCACUACGAUGUGA